This is a messenger RNA of Brachypodium distachyon (stiff brome), 1683 nucleotides long. RefSeq names its product probable galacturonosyltransferase 7. The coding region runs from base 202 to 1683 and encodes 493 amino acids. The record is from RefSeq and is a predicted model, not a curated record. Lineage: Eukaryota; Viridiplantae; Streptophyta; Magnoliopsida; Poales; Poaceae. Gene Ontology annotation, molecular function: polygalacturonate 4-alpha-galacturonosyltransferase activity. The transcript has 6 exons.
GUCUCUGAAAAGAUAACUUCUGGAUCUAACGGGAUUUCUGGUGAGAAAUCCAGUAGAUCAAAGUCCAAGAACCUUGCUGUCAAAUCAAAAGCAAAUCUCAAGGGUGCUUUCUCCUUAGCUGAGCUAAAAAAUGACACCUCCAAAAAUGGAGGACCUCAUACACAGAAAAGGUAUCAACUAAAGGACUUAUCAUCGAGAUCAAUGGAUACUACUGUUGAUGUGAAGGAGAACCAAGGUCAGGAAGUAGCACAUGAGGAGAAUCCCAAGUCAUGUGAACUUGAAUAUGGAAGCUACUGCCUUUGGUUUGUUGAGCACAAGGAAGUGAUGAAAGAUGCUAUUGUGAAGAGGCUUAAAGAUCAACUUUUUAUGGCAAGAGCCCAUUAUCCUAGUAUUGCAAAAGUGAAGAGCCAUGAAAGAUUUACACGUGAACUGAAGCAAAACAUUCAAGAACAUGAGCGCAUGCUCAGUGAUACCAUUGCAGAUGAUGAUCUUCCACCGUUGUUUACAAAGAAGCUAGAGAAAAUGGAGCACACAAUUGAAAGGGUCAAGUCAUGUGACGUAGGUUGCUCUAAUGUUGAACGGAAACUUAGACAGCUACUUGAUCUAACUGAAGAUGAAGCUAAUUUUCACACAAGGCAGAGUGCAUUUCUAUAUCAUCUCGGGGUCCAGACUAUGCCGAAAACUCACCAUUGCUUGAACAUGAGAUUGACAUUAGAAUAUUUCAAAUCCACAUCUAUUCACACGGACCAGUUAAAUGAGCAAAGGCUUGAUAGCCCUACCUUCCAUCACUAUGUAAUGCUUUCCAGGAAUGUACUUGCAGCUUCAACUACUAUUAACUCAACAGUUAUGAACUCCAAGGAUUCUGGCAGCAUUCUUUUCCAUUUGUUUACCAAUGCGCAGAACUUUUAUGCGAUGAAACAUUGGUUUUACAGAAAUUCCUAUCUGGAGGCUACUGUUCACGUAACUAACAUUGAGGAUCACCAGAUGCUCUAUAAGGAUGGUGAUUCUCUUGAGAUGCAACAAUUAUGGCCUACAGAGGAAUUCCGUGUCACGUUUCGUAAUCAUUCUCAACCUUUCCAGAGGCAGAUGAAAACUGAAUACAUUUCUGUUUUUGGCCAUUCACAUUUCCUCCUGCCUAUUCUUCUCCCUAGCUUGAAUAGAAUAGUUGUUCUGGACGAUGAUUUGAUUGUCCAGAAAGACUUGUCAUCUCUGUGGAACCUCGAUAUGGGCGAUAAAGUGAUAGGUGCUCUAGAGUUCUGUGGAAUUAGAUUAGGUCAGUUGAAAUCUUAUAUAGAGGAACAUAAUUUCGACACUAAUUCAUGUGUGUGGUUCUCUGGUCUGAAUGUCAUUGAAUUGGAAAAGUGGAGGGAUCUCGGCGUUACCAGCUUGCAUGAUCAAUCGCUCCGCAAGGACAGUUCGUUAUCACAUCGACUUAAAGCACUCCCUAGAGGUUUACUUGCCUUUGGAGACCUGAUAUAUCCUUUGGAAGAUUCAUGGGUUCAAUCAGGUCUUGGAUAUGAUUAUGCAAUUAGCCGUAUCGAUAUAGAAAAGGCUGCUACUCUGCACUAUAAUGGCGUCAUGAAAGCUUGGCUUGAUCUGGGGAUACAUGAUUAUAAGAACUAUUGGAGGAAGUAUAUGACUCAUGGGGAGAGAUUCAUGACAGAAUGCAACAUACAUCAAUAG